CACAAGGCGAAACAAAGGUCUAAUAAAAAUCCGUACGAACCUAACCGCCGCCGCGUGACAACCACCGGUCUGACGACGACAAUCGACCUCCCAAAAAUUCAAACGCCAAUUUGGAUCUUUGCAUCUUCAAUUUUGCUUUUCACAAGCCUAGAAUUCGAUUGAAUUCUUCCCGAUUGUUCUCCAUUGUCGCCCCUCUGAAAUCUCCGCCCCCUUUUUAGGAUAGAAUGGAGGAUCGGUCCACCGGAGGACAAUUCUCCGGCGGCGCAUCUGGAUCGGCGUCGUGGGAGGGUUACUCGGAGUCGCCGCCGUUGCCUUUUCCUCCCCGUAGGUUUCCGGAUUAUAGCCCCGAUUUUUACCGCGAGGAUCGGUUCCAGGCGACAAAUAACGAGGGCUUAUUGACGAGCAACAACCGCCAUGGCUCCGCCGCGAGCACAGAUGAUGUCAAGUCCUGCUUCGUCGUCUCCACGGCGUUCUCCUUUUUCGUAUCUAUAUGCCUUGCAUUUGGGCUGUACGGAUCGGAAACUCUCAAGCUCGGAUCUAACACCUCAGCCUUGAUAAAUCCGAACCAUCUAUUUGUGGACUCUAUAAAGGUAGCAGAACUUGACGUAGCCGAAGGACCAGUGCUAUACGGAUUUUAUAAAACUCCACGUCUUGAUGUUAUGGAUGUGUGGUCCGAGGAUCACACGGUAACGCUUCCAUCUAAUUUUCACAAGGAAUGGGUUUAUUAUUUGAAUGAAGGAUCACAAUUAAGUAUAAACUAUACGGUGGAAUCCCUUUCUUCGCUUGUUCUUGCAAUUCUCGAAGGCGAAGAAGGUCUUGCUAAGUGGCUUGAGGAUCCAUCAAAUCCGAAUACGGCCUCGUCAUGGAAUAUAAUCUAUGGAAAUGGCUUGAUUCAAAAGGACAUAACUAAAUCUACAUCCUACUAUAUCGCAGUCGGUAACUUAAAUGAUGAAGCCAUCAAGGUGGACCUGAGUAGCCGAAUAAAGGCUUUACUAUAUAACACAACUGGACCGUACUACACUUGUCGGCCUGCAUACGGUGAAUGCAAUUUCAAACUGUUCUGGCUAGGCGGAAAUGCUGCUGUUCUCACUUCGCCCCGUCUAUUACCGGGUACGUCGAAGGUUAAUUGGCGUGUCAAACUUUCGUACGGAGCUCGCUGGAUGACAUACGUGCUUGGAACAGGCGCUAUGAUUUCUCUUCUGGUACUCAUUAAUUACUUUCUGAAUCAUUUUCAACGGACUCGGCGGCAUAGGACGAGAGACAAUCAGAGCGGAGAAAGCCGAGCCGAGAGAAACCCCUUGAUUUCGAACGAAAGCGAUAAGCACUCGAGCAGAAGUUCUUCUUUCGACUCUGCUUCAGAGGGUGAAGGUUUUCUCGAAGAUGCAAAACCGGGCGCCGAUAAGCCGGGUAGAGACGAGGAAGACAGCCGGCGGCUUUGUGCGAUUUGCUUCGAGGAUCCUAAGGAUUGUUUCUUCCUUCCUUGUGGUCACUGCGUGUCUUGUCAUGGAUGCGCGACGAAGGUUCUAGAAGCCUCCGGAUCUUGCCCUAUAUGCCGGCGGCGCAUAAAGAAGGUAAGAAAGAUUAUCACGGUUUGAGUCGAGUCGAGUUGAAUAUAGUAUUUGUUGUUGUUCAUUCGCUCUUACAUCCUCUUGCCGGAAAACGUACAAAUAGGUAGGAACUAACAGAUGUUGUUUGUUUAUAUGUUUGGUUGUAUUCAGUUCAGGAAAAUUGCCCCUUGAACAAAACAGCUGAUGUUGUGUGUAUAUGUAUAUGUAUGUAUGUAUGUAUGUAUUGAUUGGGUUAAGUGUUGAUACAAUAUUUAUUACUGUAGUUUUGAUUUCUUAGGGUGUGUUUGUCUGGGGUGAAUAGUAAAAAUUUUGAAUUGUAAUAGUUGUAUGAUUUGAAAUAAACAUGUGUUAUUGAUGUGAUGUUUCGAA
Andrographis paniculata is the source of this 1937-nucleotide messenger RNA. Its product is annotated as E3 ubiquitin-protein ligase APD2. Lineage: Eukaryota; Viridiplantae; Streptophyta; Magnoliopsida; Lamiales; Acanthaceae. The transcript has 10 exons. Bases 225 to 1595 code for a protein of 456 amino acids. The record is from RefSeq and is a predicted model, not a curated record.